CCCAUUAUCUUCAUCCUUCAAGAGCACAAAGCUAGAGAAGAAAAUUUAAAAAAUGUGUUCCUCAAAAUCAAAGAACAUGAACCAAGAAGCUAUUUCCCAAAUCAACGGUCGUCCGGUUCUUCAACCGAAAUCAAACCAAGUUCCGACAUUAGACCGACGCAACUCACUCAAGAAAUCUCCUCCUAAGCCUUCAAUCCAUCCCAUUCCAUCAAAGAUACCCUCACCAAGACCAACUUUUCUAAACUCUCCUCCAUUGUCUCCCAAAUCAAAAUCUUUAAGAAACCCGGCCGGUUCUGAGAAGCCUAAACCGGUGAAAUUAUCAGAGAGCACGGAUGGUGGCUGCAGAGAGGUUAUGUCCAUGGUGAUUGCUCAGAAGCAGCCUGGAAGUAUAGCUGCUGCUAGAAGAGAAGAGGUUGCGAUGAAACAAGAAGAAAGAAAGAAGAAAAUCUCUCAUUACGGUAGGAUAAAAUCCGUAAAAUCCGUAAAAUCGAACGAAAAGAACUUAACUGUUGAGCAUGAGAAGAAGAAGAGAUGCAGUUUCAUAACUACAAGUUCAGAUCCAAUCUAUGUGGCUUACCAUGACACAGAAUGGGGAGUUCCUGUUCAUGAUGACAAGCUACUGUUUGAGCUUCUGGUGUUAACCGGAGCUCAGGUCGGUUCCGAUUGGACUUCGGUUUUGAAGAGAAGAAACACUUUUAGAGAGGCUUUCUCUGGUUUUGAGGCAGAGUUGGUCGCAGAGUUCAACGAGAAGAAGAUACACUCAAUAGUUAAUGACUAUGGCAUUGGCCUUAGCCAAGUCCUUGCAAUUGUUGACAACUCUAAACAAAUUCUUAAGGUAAAAAGAGAUUUCGGGUCAUUCAACAAAUACAUAUGGGGAUUUUUGAAACACAAACCGGUCACCACAAAAUACACAUCUUGUCAAAAGAUUCCGGUUAAGACAUCGAAAUCGGAGACCAUAAGCAAAGACAUGGUUCGUCGUGGGUUUAGAUUUGUUGGUCCGACCGUUAUACAUUCGUUAAUGCAAGCUGCUGGUUUAACCAACGACCACUUGAUCACUUGUCCUAGGCAUCUCGAGUGUACGGCCAUGGCGGCUCUAUAGGCAAAAAGAUCAUUGCUAUUGUCUCAUUUUGGUUGUGUAAUUAAAUAAUAUCGAUUAUUGUAGUACUAUGUCUAGCAUGUGAUUUAUAGAUUUGAGGUCCUAACUUUAGGUAUUGAUUUUUGUACAAAGGCCUUUUUGUAUGUGUGUGUGUGAUUUUGCUUUGAAUUUAAUAUAUUUAUAUAUGUGUGUUUAUAUUUUUAUUUUAGUUUCUUUAAUUUGUUUUUGAGGUUGAUAGUUUGUGGGAUAUGGGAAUAAUGUAAAGAAGGGAGACAGAGCAUGUGCAAAAGUUAAGAA
Molecule: messenger RNA, 1393 nt
Organism: Eutrema salsugineum
Lineage: Eukaryota; Viridiplantae; Streptophyta; Magnoliopsida; Brassicales; Brassicaceae
Product: DNA-3-methyladenine glycosylase 1
Exons: 5
Coding region: 53-1099 (348 amino acids)
Biological process (GO): base-excision repair
Molecular function (GO): DNA-3-methyladenine glycosylase activity
Source: RefSeq, a predicted model, not a curated record